Molecule: messenger RNA, 18368 nt
Organism: Porites lobata
Lineage: Eukaryota; Metazoa; Cnidaria; Anthozoa; Scleractinia; Poritidae
Source: the annotation of a GenBank genome assembly
AUGUGGCGACUUUUCCAUGCUGUAGUUCUUGCUUCUUUUCUGACUUGUUGCUUUGCUGCAAGCAAUGGAACAAUUCCUGCGGUUCUCUGGCACGGAAUGGGUGAGUAGAAUGUUGUUAAAAAGUUGAAAAUUGUCUGUCGCUCGCUCUGCAUGUUAUUUUGCAAAGGUAGGUUUGCUUCGUCGGCGUCUAUAAACUGGCGUUGUGUCAUAGUGGAAACCAAGGCAUUUGAAGUUAAAGACCAUUCACAUAGCUUUAUUUAAGUGGAACAUGCGUGAAUGAUUUUUGUCCGUUUUACAAUCUCGAAAAUCCGGCAUUUUCAGGUUUCUUUGAUUCCGGGGGGGGGGGGUUAAUCUAAUGCGGAAGCCGUCGUAGAAGUUUCUGUCGUUAAUAACCUUUCUUUGCCUGUAGUCUACGGAGUCUUUCCACUUGCCAUUGAAAAUUAAUUACAUGAGCGAACAUACUCAAGGGAAUCCAGGUUUUUUUUUCCUGGAGGGCUCAAAGCUUCGCAUCAUACAGCGGACGUAUACAAAACAUAGACGCACGGUUCAUGGACCACCACGUUCCUCGUUGUGACAUAUUAUUCAGUUUUAAUUAAAUAUUUACUGAUAAGAUCCUUUUGUGCACCAAGACCUGUAAUUUAUCAUAAGUGGCUUCCCUGGACUUAUGGGUGCAUUCAAUCAGGGCCUAACUAAUCGAUAUCUUCGAUACUCGAUAGAAAUCGAACGUAAUCGAUCGUAAUCGAUACUAAUCAAUCGAUUAAUAUCGGAAAUCGAUAGAAAUCGAUCAGGAGCAACUGCUGAAUACCCUGCCACUCUGUACCACCAUUGUUUUCGUUGGUCGGCGUUCUUUGAAGAACGAAGCAUAACACAAUAGAUGCUAUUCUUAUUCAAUGACAUGCAAAUAAGUGGCAGGGUAUUCUGCAGUUAAGCCAUCGAUCACUCGUGUCUUUGUGAUUUUCGAUUUUGAUCGAUUUCUGUAAUUAGCUAUCGAUUUUAUCGAUUUGUUCGACAAUGAUCGAAAAGAAAAUGGACGAAGAUUCUCCGCGCUUCGUAAGCCACCAUGCGUGUCUCCCAAUAAGCGCUCGAACAAUACCCUUCUAAAUUCUCGGAGAACGGACGACAGUUUGCCAAUUUCUACAUUAGUGACUCCGGCUAUUUACCACGAUUCUGACGAUUCUAGAGUACAAAUUUACAGCAGUGAUCCUGUUAAAAAAAAUAAAUAAGAAAAGUAGCUACCAUUGGAGAAAGAAGUAACAUCAUCUUUAUCAACAAAGCGGAUUCGAAGGUAAGCUUGAAGGUAAGUGUUACGCAGUGUUGUGAUAAGAUCAGAUCACGUUUUUGAUUGUCGAUUUCCAUAGAUACGACAAAAAAUUGGGAUUAUCGAUUUCAAUCGAUUAAAUUGACUAAUCAAUCGACAAAUAUUGAGUACUAUCGAGUAUUAUCGAUUAAUCGAUUACAUUUUCGAUGAUCGAUUUCUAUCGAUUAGUUAGGCCCUGAUUCAAUAUCUCCCUGGAACUGUUACUGAUACCAGGAGCCUAAUACACGCUGAUAACAGUGUUCUACUUAUCAGGCGGUAACCGGUAAAAUUUACCGCUUGAAGCAACACUUCUUACCGCCUGCAACUGCUUAAAGGUUUACCAAAAUUAAAUAAUUUUUUAAAAAAAAAAAUAUGCGAGUUGUGAUCCGAUCCGAUCCGAUCCUCACAAGAAAAUGAAUGAAUAUGAGGAAAAGUAUAGCUACCUAAGUACAAAACGUACAGCCUAAAAAAUAAUGCAUGUUCAGGAACUUCUUUUUGCGUCCUCAAGCUGGCAACUUCGUGCGGCUUUUUGCAGGGCGCUUGCGCUUGAAUCCAGCAAGACGCAAGAACUUCUUUUGCGGUUAUAAAUUUAACCACAAGAAUUUCUUAAAAUUAUCUUGUGCAAAGGUAACCUUUUAAGCGAGGAAAUGUGUACAAUUUUGAUUAAAAAAAAAAAGCAGCGCUUCAAAAAAUAAGGAACGAUCAUAGUAUUUUUCGCAAAAGAGCCGUGUAAUUUGAGACCGCACGUGCAACUGUAUCAACUUAAAGCGCUCUCGGAAAAAAAAACAUACUAAAGUAAAGUAAGGAAUAUUUUCACUAAAGGCUCUUUCAACUUAGCGCAAUAAAGUAAUAAUAAUUCCCAUGUUUUCUUGUGGGCAGAAAUUCAACGCCUUUAGUUUGUUUUGCCGAGACUAUGGUAUUGUACUAUGAAAUGAUCCAAAUAAUCGAAAUGUUCGAAACUACAGAUCAUUUUGUUAAACAAACGCCUCACACUCUUUAUCUAACUUUGGAAAAGCUAAACGAUUGAAGUGUUCGCUUUGCACAAAAAGCAGAGAAAGCUGUUCACUUUCCCAGGCAACUUUUUACGUGUGUACUUUCAUGAUUACCUUUUGCUGCCGCAGAGUGAAUUAGUAUCAACGCUACAAAACGGUGUUGUCACAAAAAGGCAACAAAUACUACAAACUUCUUUCAGGUUAACACUUAUAAAGAACUUCAUGCGCCUUCUUGAGGCUUGCAGUAAUUUUCUAGCCUCUUGCAGUGAAGAUUUUUGACUUCUUUCGUUUCAAAGUUCUUGUGGGUAAACCACAAAGGGUCCUCAAAAAUACGGCACUUUCACUUCUUGCGGUGGCUUGCAUGUUCUUGCAGCGCAGCAACUUCUUACGCCACUUUUUGCGUGUGCAUUAUUUUGGUUCUGUACUAGUACUGUAUAUGCAGCUUUCCAUUUUAGGGACAUGCAUUUUGGAGACAUAGUAAAAUUAUUGGAAUCAAACGUUUUAAUUUGUUUUCUAAAGAUAACGACAGCAGAUUUGCGUAAAAUAGGUCUUAAAAUAUGGGAAUAAAAAAUUUCCCAGUUAAGGCGGGUCCAUGUCCCUCACUCCACUGUCCCCCCUCUCGCCCCCCUCUUAGAAAAGUAUAUAUUUUUUGCCUUACCGUCCAUGAAUGGUUCCUUACCUGCUGAGCUAAAAUUUAGGGAGAACACUGCUGAUACCCAUUAUUUUUUCAUUAAUGCAUCUGUCAAUUCUAAAUGUGUCUAUAUUAACGGGAUACACACCAACCGGCAUUUCACUUUUUGAAAAAAAUUUGGUAGAAAAUCCCUGCUGUUCUGGCAGUGGAGAUGCACCAUUUGAUAGGACUCUACUGAGCUUCAGACGUACAGCUGUAAUAUGAUUGAUCAUCAAAAGAUAGGCUAGAGGAAGAAAAGAAUCAAGCUUGAUGAGGGGGACAUAAGGGUUGGUGGUGAUGUGGUUUUGCUCGAUUUUUGGUGAGUUUUUGCGGAAAUUUUUAUUUUAAUUUGCGGUAUGGCGGACUGUUUUACAAAACCAAGCGGUUUGUGGUAUUUAGAAAUUUUGGGGUAAUUUCAAUGCGGUUUGAGGUUUUUUUAAGUUAUUCUGUGCAGUGUCUAAUCCCCCUUACACCCCCCUCUUCAAUCAUUGCAGGAUGCAUAUAUUAAUUUUUCAUACAGUCAAUGUGUGACACCAAAACAACAAAUGACGAAACAAAUUAUUAUGUCUUUUCGCAGGGGAAAGGUUACAUUCAAUAACAGUCGUCAUCUUGUACUCCCUUGACCAAAUUUAUAUUCUCUGCUCUGCAACACGAGGGCAGAUCAGGAAGUUCUGACACCAAGAAAAGUCCUAGGUUCUCCAAGCAACAAACGGUUAUUCAUAAUCUUAUGAUAAUCGUUAGACCUCAGAAACAGCUGAUUGUUAUGGAAAUUUAGUGUUUUAAUAUAAUUUUUUUCAUUGUAGGUGACUCAUGCUGUAAUCCUUUGAGCAUGGGCUCCAUCAAGUCAAUGUUGGAAUCAAAGAUUCCUGGCAUUUAUGUGCGCUCUUUAAUGAUUGGCAACAAUAUCAUUGAGGUGCUGUAAUUCAUUUUCAUUUGGAGUACUCAUUCUGUUAUAAAGGCUUCUAUAAGUAUUGUGAAAAUUACACUGUUUUAUACAUAAGUUUUUUCUAAUAGCUUUUUAAUUCCCUGCAGUUUAAGAUUAUUUUUUCAAUUGAUUUCUUUUCUCCUUUAGGAUACAGAAAAUGGAUUUUUCAUGAAUGCAAAUGACCAGGUAUUAUUAAUACAUGUAUAACUAACUGGUUACCUAAAUAAAGCUUUAUUGAUUUAAGACAGACUUAAAACCCUUUAAAGGUAGUAUUCACCAAGCCAGAGGACAUUGUGCGAUCCAUUUGCUGUAAUUUUUUAAAGACAGUUCAGAGGGCAGGGCUGUCAACUCUCCCGGAUAAUCCGGGAGACUCCAGAUUUUGAACCAGUUCUCCCGGUCUCCAGAUUAGAGUCUGAAAUCUCCCGGAUAAUCACCAUAAGUUUGCCAUUUCUUGUAGAAUCGACUUUCUGACAAUAUAACUUCAAAUACAUUGCGUUGUUUGAGCUAUUUUACUGUUAACAUCGAACGUUUCCUCACAAACUCCGGUAUGCCAUUGUAAUAUAAGCAAUAAUGUUAUUGGUGUGAAGUAAGCCAAUUAGAUCAAAUGUUACAAUUCCAACAACAUCUUUUUCACGCGUUUUUUUCGCAAAUGACAUCAUGUGACGUGUGCAUUAUGACGUCAUUUUUCAUCCCUCCCCCAUCAAUUCUCAAUAUUUGAAGACGUUGGGGGUCAACAGCCCUGAGAGACUUAUAUAGUUUCAGUUACAACUUGGACUGCAGUGAUUUUUCCAAAACACUUCCAUAAGAAUGUUUGUAAUAGCAAGCAUAACAGCAUCAUACUGUCAUGAGUUACCGACGUUAUGUAUUGUGCAUUUAGCUUUAACCGUUGUUAUUGUUAUUCUUGUCAGAUCAAACAGGUUUGUGAUAAACUUGCCUCAGAUCCUAAGUUGAAGAAUGGUUACAAUGCUCUGGGUUUCUCACAAGGUGGUCAGUUCUUGUAAGUGAGAUUUCAUUUCAUUUAUAUAAUUUGCUACUUUACAUUUUUCUUACAUUGCUUUAACUGUUAACUAGUAGCAGGAAUACCUCUUUUAGGCUUAAAUGGCUUGCCCAUGAUCUUGUGCCUAUGAUCCCCCCUCCACCCCUUAUCAAAGUUGCUAGCAAUACAAGACCAUGCUAAAAACUUGGAGGAACAUGCAAAUUUGAAUGCAGGGGAGGAGGGAGGUGGGUAUUUUAACUUACAGACAUGUGACUAGCAGCGAUUUGCAGUAGAAAAAGGCCAGUUUUUUGUUGGGGUUUCUCAACAUUUUUGCAACUGAUAGUGGCUAUCUAUUAAUAGCUAUUAAACUUUGAAACGAACCCAACAACUCCAAAUUUUUUUUGGAGUUUGAGUUUUGGAGAAAUCACGAGAAAUCAGUUGCCAACUUGUGAGAGCAUGAGAUAGGUCAUAAAAUCAUGAGACUUGGCGAGUCUGGGUUAUGGCUACUAAUUGUCCCUGAGGUGAGGGUUUUAAAAGGUUCAAUAGUUAUUUCCAGGCUCCAGUCACAAAGUCACAACAAAGGGUUCUGGAAUUGCAAAUAACAUGAUGCCUCUAAAACAAUGACCUUAUUAAGAGCAUUUUUUUACUAACUUGGUCUUGUUCACUUGAAAAAUACAGCCGUGCUGUUGCCCAAAAGUGUCCUAACCCUCCUAUGUUGAAUCUCAUCAGCUUUGGUGGACAGCAUCAAGGUUUGCUAUUAUUGUUAUUCGAGAAUGUUGAUUACUAAUCUGAAUGGGAUCACAUAAUGUGAAAAUCUUUGUUUAAUACACUUCAGCCCCAUCUUGCUUACUAAGACAAGUACCAUGAAGAGUAAACAAAUGGUCCCUUUCAAAAUGAGGCAGCAGCCAGUAAUUUUUCUGCUUUCGACACGCAGUGGAAUAUUUGCCACCCAGCUACUCAACAUUUAGGUUUAAGAAUGUUUAACAAAUAUCACCAAAAUUUUAAGGACGUUCGCGCGAAAAUCUUCUAACAUUGAUUUUUUUCUGCAACUUUCACCAGUUUGAGAUUAUGGGUUACUCAUGUCAAAAAUGUAAAAAAAUUGGGGGGUCACCGAAUUCAUUUCGGAGAUAUGAUGUUCAAAAGAUCACCCUAAAUCUGAGAAAUCGGGCUUCGUUACUGCAUACGGAUAAAGUGCCUGUUUGUGAAAAAAGUUUAUAAAUAAAUCCCUGAAUUGAAAUUUUAUCCGCCAAUUAUUGUUCUUGUGGAUCCAUUAACAAAAUUCGGUGAACUAAAAAACUUCCUCAGAGUUGAUUUUAUCAUUUAGCGGACACAUCUGUACUCUCCUAACAGCUGCACGAAUGCCAAAAUUUGACACCGCGUACACAGAAAAAUUGGAAAUUUUUUUACCUUCCCACAUUGAUUUUUUGUUCAAUUUUUCACAAUCUAUCGGAAAGUGGAAGAGAAAGUGGUCUACCGAAAAAAAAUGGGGUGUCACCGACCAUUUAAGACAGUAAAUUGCAAGCGAUUUUAACGCAACGGCUACCAGCCCUAUAUGUGCUUAGACAGUUUUCUCAGCGAGCGCGCUCGAUGCAUGACGUGGCGUGAUAUUGCGCUAUCAAUUACGUGCGCAGUAGGGAUGCGCAGAAACAAUUAGCGCGAACAUCCUUAAGUCCUUGCUGCUUGCUACUCUUGUUAUCCUGCCUAGUGCAGGGGUUUCAAUAAGUUUUUGCACAAGUGGGUACUUAAGAGUAACAGGCGGGUAUAUUUGCCGAAGGUCCCAAGGGCCGUCGACCAUAGGGGGGUCCGGGAGCAUGCUCCCCCGGAAAAUUUUGAAGUUCUAGACUCUCGCAGAUGCAUUUUCAGGUCUUUUUUUGUUGCUUUGUUUUUACAUUUUUUUGCUCCUAAGUCAACUAAUUUAAACAAAUUUGAAGAGAAUUGUGUUACAAUGAAGUAGUCAUAGUCAAAACCUAUUUUGCCAAAUUUUUGGGCAAGAAUUCGAAGCUGAGAUGAAAUUAUCUGGUCUUAGUUGACGUUCAUGUGAAGGCUCCAAGCGGGUAAUCAGCCCGUUGCAAGCGGGUAGAUCUACCCGCUACCCGGCUACUAUUGAAACCCCUGGCCUAGUGCUAAAAAGACAUUUUGACUGCAGGGCUGGGCCCUCAAAGAAAAUUGUUUAAAUUCUCUCUUUAAUUUGUUUUUAAUGCAUUUAAAUGCAAUUUAAGAGCACCUUAAGUGCCUGAGGUCAACAGUGUUUGGCAUGCACAUGCCCAGUAGCUGGCUACAUCGAUCAUGUGAUUCAUUAUUGGCGCGUUUUAGUUUGCCCUUGUUCUAGGUUCUGUCAGCCAUUUUCUUCCCCUCCCCCCUUCCCCUAGGCUUUGUUAGUUUUUUUCUCCACUGAUGUUUUUCAGUGUGACAGGUGCCUGUUUCUUUCCUUUCGUGUGGAGGCUCAUGGCUGACUUACGCUGUUGUGCCAGUCAUGGGGGCAUUAUGUCAAUCUAGGGCUGGCUGCCAAUAGUGGAAGUCCCUAGAUACUCCAGGCACCCAACCUCCAUUUUAGAGAUGCAGUUGUUAACUAGAAAAUGGUGGGUAAUUUGGAAGGAGAUCUCAUUAAUUUGAAACUAAAAUAUUGUAACAAGUCACUUUUAAUAGUCAAUUUUUCUGGCAACAUGCAGCUGUGCACUCCCUUAUUAGCCAGAGGACCCUCCCAUACACUCCUGCUGACUGCUGCACUUGGUUUACUUGAUGGUGUAGAAUAAAUAUUUGCUUGGUGUGAUUGCCUUUUUCUGCGUAUUAUUAGUUUCUGUUAGUUAUUCACAUAGGAAGUUCCCCUCACUGGUCAGAGAUAAGGUGCUGGGUAGUGAAUGUGUUCAUAUAUAACAACCCUCAAAUCUGAUUGACAAUGCACAUUUUAAGCUGUAAUAUUUAAUAUCCUGCAGGUGUUUAUGGAUUUCCACAUUGCCCUGGAGAAAAUUCUACCUUGUGUGAUAUUGUCAGAAAAAUAUUGAAUGAAGGAGCGUACAUAAGGUAUUGCAUUCAGGUCAUUUAGUUUAUGCAAUUACCUUUACCCUGUGUGCAGGGUUUCUCACUUGCAUGGCUUUUGGCCAUUAACGAAGUCGUUUGCAUGGCGUGAUUGACGUGUAGUUGGUUUGUUUUAUCCCGUACGAAACGAGCAGCGCUGCUGCAGCGCUGCAGAAUGACUUCAAGAAGCGCUACAAAAGAGCUGCAAAAGGGCUGGCUGCAGCAGUAGCAAAAAAUGGCUGUUUUGCGCUGCAGGGAAAGCCCUUUGACAGCGAUAAACAGCGCUGUUGCAGCAGUGCAGAAAAUUUCCGAAUCACGAUCUGCGCUGCAAAGUGGCUGCAAAGUGGCUUCGAAUUUUAAGACAAAGAAUGUUGUUUUUCGGUAAUGUCCUACCACUCGUUAAUGCAGACUUCAAUAAUACAAUAACCACGAAACAUGGUAGAGAUCAAGUUGACAAGGCCUUAGGAGGAGUAAAAACCACUAGAAAGUCAAAAUGCAACUGAUACUUUAUUAGUAUCCACGCGUACACGUUACAAAAGCAAGUGACAUAACAAAUCUGCAACAGUCUCGCUUUGUAAAUAUUGAGCAGUCAUGGUCACUCAUCUAAAUGUGAGAACUGCCAUUAACAUGCAGACAUUGAAGUUUAUCUUUUUCUAAAAAUAAAGAGAGUAACAGCGACUGUUCUACAUAAAGUUUACACCGGACAACAGCCAAAUCAUAUUUUGAUUCGUUGCAACACGUUAAGCCUGACAUCGCUCAUCUUGACGUUUUGUCCAUGAUCGACGAUCUGCUACACUUUUUCGUGAAAGAAAUCAACCAAAUCUUACUUUCAUUGUCGUUAAAUUUUACAAUGGACUAAGGAACGUACAUUAUCGUUGAACGUUUGAAUCUUGUACAUGCAUUCGUACCCCAGCGAAGAUUCUGGCAUCUGUGUUGCUUGCUCUGGUUCGAUUCGUCGGCACUUCGCGUAGAAUUCACCGUACAGUGCCGUUGUUUACAAAUACCUUUGAGCUGUUCCAUCCAAAACAUCAACAGAACUUCCAUCUCGAAACAGAACUAGAUGCAAAACACUUACAAAUUUGUAUCAAUGUUUGCGCCUUUCAUUCAACGGUCACAAAUGUUUGUCUAGAGAUGUAAUGGGAUCUUAUGCAAAAGUGCCGACCAAUUAGAUUACAGCCUAGAAUGUCUCCAGGGAAUUAGCGAUAACAUUCCCACACUCGCUAGUCACGGAAUGAAAUUUAUUGAAAGCAUAGAAUUUGAAGGUUUAUUCAAUAAGUGAUCUUCCUUGCGCACAAGCUUACUCACAUUUCUUAAAGGUACAGUCAAAGUUUUCUCGUUAUAAAAGCCGUAAUCUGUGGCAAGGCUUUUCUGGCGAUUCAUGUUAUCUCAAGAACGUUGUGCUAUCAGAUCGAGCGCAGCUGAAUUGUAGCGUUACUGCAGCUACUUCGCAGCUUUUGAAAGUCGGCAACUGCACUGCAAAACCGCUGCCGAGAGCUUCAAAGGCUGCACAGCGCUUUUGCAUCCCGCUGCAACUUGAAUUAAGCUGCUGUUUGGCUUCUAAAAUGCUGCUAAACAGCUGUAAUUUAGCUGUACAGCUAUUUUGAAGCGAUUUUGUGGCGCUGUACAGCGCUGCCAGUUUCGUACGGGAUACGCCCCAGACGGGGCGUAAACAAACCAACUAUGUGACAGAGAAGCCAGGCAAACGACUUCAUAAAUGCUAACAGCCAAUACAGAGAGAAACUUCCGCUCACAGGGUAAAUUGCCUUUGGCAAGUAGUGAAACUAAGUGAAACAAAAAAUAAAGUAAUUAUGUUGUCAGAUACAGGUACUGAUAAACUGUGGUACUGUUGUCUGUACUACUGUAGUGGGUAUAGGAUGAAAAUUUGAAAAGAAAGAGCUUUCAAAGGCUAUAAUGUCCACUAGAUUCAGGGUGUCUCCUCUCAGGUUUUCACCGUCAUAAAUUUUAUUGAACUUAAAGGGACAGAUUCACGGUUCAGCCCAUGCUCAUUUAUCAAAAUGCUGUUUUUCUGCCGGGACAUGCUGUGUUGUCUAAGCAAGCAAUAUGAUCAUGUCAUGAUGUUGUCAAAGAACCAAUCUGCACACUCCCCUGGCAGUCACUUGCGCGUGAUCAACAUAAAUAUUUACAAAUUAAUAGCUGCAAAUUAAUCAACCAUGGAAUAAAAUCUUCGGGUCAACAAUAAAUUCAACGUUGAUAGUUUUGGCAUAAUCCACUAAUUUUUUCUGCGAUUUUAGUAGUCGUCCAUUCUACUUCAGGUGACUCUACUCUACUCUACUUUGAUGUGAUUCGGAUUAUUAACCGAUAGAAUUAAUAAUAAAUUGGAAAAAGGUAAUUUAAUUAAUGAGCAUGCACUUAACCGUGAACCUGUCCCUUUAAGGUCUAAAGUGGCUUAAUUUACCGUUUGUAACUUUGUCUGAUCUUUGCAAAUAACUGACGUUAUAAUGUAAACAAUGUAUUUUUUAUGUUAAGCAAAAGGUAUUAGAUAAGUUUGAGCUGUUUGUAAUAGCCUUGAUUUUUUAUUGACUGUGAAGGAUUAAGUUUUUACGCAUGUGAGGCAAGUUGUUUUUGAGAAUAAUGGCAAUUUUUUGUUGAUUUUGAGACACAAAAUUUAAAUGACCAUGUGUGCUACAAUGCACAGUGUAGUUAACCCACUUACAUGUGCUUUGGGCCUGUAACUGACAUAAACCAUUGCUUUUCUUUCCCUUUUUCCAGCUUUAUUCAAGACAAGUAAGUAUCUAAUGUAAGUUAGUAAUGUUCGCAACACCUGAGGUAAUAUACUACUACUAACCUCUAACAUUUUUCUUAAUAGGCCAUUUGCACGAUGGCAUCAUUUUACUACUACGACCAGAAUUCUUUUCGUUUUUCUUUUCAUAUUUAAAAUUUGGUAAUCCCAGUGAGGUUUAAAUAACAAAAACCCUAAUUUGCACAAGAAAGCAAAACCCUGAAGGAUCCUGGUCAUAGUAGUAAAAUGACGCCAUCAUGCAAAUGGCCUAUUAACAAUAUUAUCCCAUAUCAUCUGUCCAGUUGACACUGCAACUAUGAUGACACUACAUCUAAUCUGUGGAUACCAGGAACUUAGUUAAAACAAUGGUGCAGCCAAGUUUUUUGCACUGUCUUUAACCCUUUAAGUGCCAAUAGUGACCAAGAUCAAUUUUCUCCUAACAAUAUCCAUACACUGUCAACAGAUAAGGUCUGAGAAUUAAUAAAAUGAUCACCCAAGUAAAAAUGCCUUGAUCUUUUACCAAAUUCUCUCAGCUAGUUCUUUAAGGAAAUGAAUGGAGAUCAGUUUGGAGAAUUUGUUUGUGGUUACUGGGGCUUAAAGGGAUGAGAUAUGUAGUUGUUGGUUUAAGUUAAUCUGCAUAGCAUAUUCUUAAAGAGAUAUAAAUCUUAAAGCCAUUGCAACUGCCAUUGUUUGCUUUUAGACCCUAUCACAGUUGAGUAAUAUAGACCAUUAAUAUUUUUACAGUUGUGAGCUUAGUAUUCCAGCCACUAAGUGAACGUGAGGCUGAGGUUGACCUUGUUUUGAUACAAACCACUUUCCUUUUCUUAUGGAAGUUAUGCUUAAUAAAAUACCAGUUAGUAUAAGAACAACAUGAUAAAGAACAAAACAAGGUUCACCUCAGCCUCAUUUCCACCUGUAACUGUAAACCUGUCUAUCAAAAGAGAACAAGUGUACCCAUUUAGGGAUCUAAAUACAGAUUUCUCAGUCAAAUCAGUGCAAAAGCUGAAAAACAGAUACCUGUAGUGUACUUUCAACAAGAACACGCUUACAGCAGCAUUCAGGUCUCGCCUGCUUGGAGAGUAGAUCAAGAAAUGAAGAGGCAAUUAAUUCUACAAGAAACAUGAUUUACUCGGUUUUUUACUGCGUACUUUAUCGAUGUGGAUACUUUUUAUUUGUUUCUGAAUUGAUUUAGUACGUGUGUUUAUAGCGACGACCAAAAAUACCUCUCUGGUAGCAGGCUAUACGCAUGCAUAAAUACACGAAAAUUCAAGGGCCUUGAUUUCAGAGAAAUUACAUCAUUGCCGAAAAUAAAUCGCAUGCCCAUCACAAGACUCAUUUGCAUACAGUGAAAGUUUGCAACACCUGACCAUCACAAUUUUGCUAAUUGAGAUUCUUAUUUUUUUUCGACCACUUAGUAGUGUUAAAUUGCUCCAAAGUAAUAAACGCUUUCAAGCAAUAUAGAAUUCAUGGACCAACAUGUUUCGGAAAGCUCUAAAUUUAAUCUUUCCUAAGCUUUCUUCGCAAAACAUGUGUGGCUUCGAUCACGCAACGAUUCCUAGUCCCAGUUUCUACAGUCUCCGCAAGGAUCGCCUGGCACAAUGACCUGCCUUUUGUGUCCUAAAUUACAACCAAAAAUUCCAGAGGGGUACUUCCAGAAAAAUUGGGAGGGGGUUUAGGGCAUGCUUCCUGAAACCCUUACCCUAUUUCAGACCAAAAUCUGUGAUUUUCCCUACCCUAUUUCAGACCUGAAGCCCUGGAGCCCGGUGCAUGACUGGAGUGUGUGACAAGCUGUUAGGGCACAUACACAGUAGUUGGCGUAAACAUUAAAAGGGAAAUGGUCUUAUCCCCAAAUGAUGAAGAAGUAGGUAAUUCUUCUCAAAAACAUACCCAAUUCAAGACUAGCGUGCACAAACCAUACCCUAUUUCAGACCAAAAUGGUCAAAAUUGAUACCCUAUUUCAGACCAAAACAGGUAAAAGAACACACCCUUUGGCGCGGCACAUACCUAUAUACCUUAUUAUAGGAAAUUACCGCUCCAUGAAAUUAACGCGAAUCGUUAAAAUUCGCGUUGAUUUAAGUCGCGUUAAUUUUGUUGAGUGUUAAUUUCCGCGACGUUAAUUAAGUGCAGCGUUAAUUUCCGCGCUCUUAAUUUCCAGUAUUUUAACCCCAAUUUUGGAACCUGUCCAGCCAUUCUUGACAACUAAAAAGCAUUAACUACAAGCUUUCGACGGUUUACAUGAAUAUUUCGAGUUCAUCUUCAUCGUUGUCGCUGCCAGAGGUGAUGUCCAUAUCUUCUCCUUUGAUUUCGCGUAAUUAAUCGGGUUAAUUUCCUUUAUUCAGAAAUUCUACCUCCUCUUUCGCGUUAAUUUUCUUUAUUCGAAAGUCGUUUUCCAUUAAAUUCACGUUAAUUUAAGUCGCGUUAAUUUCCAAUACCUUAAUUUCAUGAAGCGUUAAUUUCCUAUAAUAAGUUAGCCUGCAUAAGGGACUACCCCCGGGGGGUGGGGGGGGGGGGCCGAAAAUGCGUUGCAGAUUAUGAGUCUUGAUGCUUAUGCAAGCGAGACUAAUAAAGCGUACACAAUAUUACAUCUAGGUGCAACAAGGUUGUUGAGAUUUGAUUAUUAAAAGCAUGGGGGAUUAAAUUCGGUCUGUUUGUUGUGUAGCUGUAAUAGCCAUUUGAAUAAUUAAGUUACAAUAUGCAAUUAACACACAACCAUAUCCUUGACCUCAAUGGGUCUAUACCUGAGCCCACGAUACGGUCAGGUGGUACUGGAAGGCAGAUACCCUGUUUUGACAGCUGUCAGCUUAUCACAACAUGGAUGUGCAAUAUCAGGUUGCAGGCUCCCAAAUUAGCUAGAAAGUGUGAGAUUAAACAUUGGUUGCCCUGUGGUGCAGAUGGACGGUUGGGCGGUCAGUGUACAGUUACGUGAUUACAAAAUUUUCGCAGACUGAUAGAUUCUCUUUGCUAUGGGAGUAUCCUCAGUUAACAGAACCUCAGUCUUUGGAUUUAUGUUCAAGAUUAAGGUUUCCCAAUCUAUCAAUUACCAUAAUGAAAUGUUGUUCAAUUUUAGCCUCGUCCAAGCAGAGUAUUGGCAUGAUCCACUGAAUGAGGAAGAGUACAGAGAAAAAAGCGUUUUCUUGGCAGAAAUAAAUCAGGAGAAGAAGGUGAAAAAAGGUUACUUAGAUCAAUGGAUUAUAAAUUUAAAUGGACUUUCUUACAGUCAAACCAAUGACAUUAACAACCUUGAACACUUGAAAUAAUUCAAGAAUGUUUACUCCAUUUACAGCAAAGAUCAGGACAUGCGAGCUAACCAUAAAACUCCAAACUAAUUAAUAUUGUUGCUUAGUAGGAUAGGUAAGCAUGUACAAUACAGUUCAUGCAUCCAAGCAAAGAAAGAGGUUUCUAUGAGUGGAAACUCCCCCUGGGGGGGGGGGGGGAGUGCCAUGUGAAAGGUUUGGGGAUGCCAGUGCUUGUGAAAAAAAUUGAAUCAAGCAUGGUUCAAGCUUUAUUCUACCCCUUGAGAUGUCCAAGUACUGAACUGAUUUUUUUCAAUAACAUUGUUAACAACUUUGACACUUAGUGGAGCUGGGUGCCCGGGAUGUGCAGGGGCUUCAACUUUUGGCAAAGCCAGCCCCUAAACAGUUAUGCCCCAUGGCUGGAAAACUGGCACCUACAUGUACCUCCCAGCCUUGAGUUCCCACGCCAAUGGAAGCAGGCUGCUUUCACACUGAUUAUCAGUGCAAAAAGUAAAGGGGAGAGGGGUGGGGGUACAUGCACAAUCCAAAGGUUAAACAAAGUGAGUGGCCACCUGGGCCCAGUUGUUAGAGGGCUAAUUAGCGCUUAACCGAGGUUUCUUUUUCUUUUGUUCAAAAGCAUUUUCUCUGACAGUUUUCUCUGUUAUUUCUAAAAGCAUCCAAUCAUCAACUUGUUGACAGAAAGAAUUAAACUGAAUUUACUUUUUGAGCAUUCAAAUCUGAUUUCAAAUUUCACUCUAACCCUGGGUUAUCUUAACCCAGCUUUGAACAACCCGGCCCAGGAAAAUGCUGUACUAACACAUAGAACUGAUGCAAGCAAUGCUGACCGCGCUUGAGCCACUAUACUGACAAGGUAUGCAUGGCACUCCUCGUUGAAGCCUGAGAAAACAGCCAACAUUUGGCGAUGCUACCACUGGUUUCCCCGCCAAAUGACAUCUGAGAAACAAGUGCAGAAGUUCCAUACUGACAACGCAUCACUACCCAAAUGUGGCUAGUGCUUCUGAUUGGUCAUGCCAUGUGGGAAAUUUGAUUCAACCAAUCAGAAGCACUACUCCGAUCUGGGAUGGAAUUUCUGCGCUCGUUUCUCAGGCGUCAUUUGGUGGGUAAACCAGUGGUAGCCUCGCCAAAUGUCGGUUGUUUUCUCAGGCUAUCCUUAUUGUUAACCGCAUCAAAUUUCAUUUAACUUGAUAAUUUUAUAAGCAUUAUGGAUUUCAUAUGCAGCUCUACAAGUAAAGUCAGAAUACGUGUACAACAAGUGUUACCUGAAAAUAAUUCUUGACUAGCAACCUAGACUGUAUGCAAAUUUUUAAUCAUAAAUUAAUAUGUUUAAAAGCUGUAUUGUAUCAUUUUUUCUUCAGAUGGUUCUCGAGUACAAGACAAACCUGAUGAAACUAAAGAACUUUGUGAUGGUGAUGUUUGGCAAGGACACUAUGGUUGAUCCAAAGGAAACGGAAGUAUGAAAAAGUUUAGUGUUGAAUUCUUUAAUACAGUAUGCAUGGUAUUGCAACAUUAUAGCAAUACUCGCUGUUUUCAGACACUCUUUUUGUUAUUAUAUAUCCAGUGUGUAAAGAGUGAAACAAUGAAUAAUUUUAGUGUUUCAGUACAUAAGAUCGAGAUCUGUUAAUUCUAAUCCAUAUUCUCAUUCUUUCAUUGCAGUGGUUUGGUUUCUACAAGCCAGGGCAAGCAAUAGAUAAAUACACCUUACAAGAAAGUCAGCUGUACAAAGAGGUAAGUUUUCAUUACAGUAUUUAUACUACUCUAACACCUAAUUCUGUGACAGUCCAUACUUGAAAUGUCCCUUAUAUAUAUGCCUAAACGUUUUACUCAGGCAGUAGGUAUCUGCGGAGAUUCCGCUAUAUAUAGUUUGCUAGGUACUAUCUUAUAGUAGUGUAACAACAUUGCUUAAUGCCAUUCCUCAUAAGAACAGGCUUGGAGGUUAACUUGUAGUUGCGUUUAUAGUAUUGCGUGUUCAUACGAGUAAAUUUUCUCUGUCGAUUGUGUGGUGUAAAGUAUAUUUGUGUAACAGAUUUUUGUGGUAGACUAGUCUUAAAAUGCCCUAUCAUACAAGUAGAACGUAAUAUGCUUUAAAAUCUUUAGGCUGCUUAAUGAACUCGUUAACACUUUUACAUUUAGCUAGCAGAGCUACAGAUAGCAAGACAGACUCAGUGAUUGUAAAGAGGUACUCAUUCAAGGUCAGGGGUGAGGUGUACAGAGGUACAAGCACUCCAGAAUAUGAUUCAUUGUGUACCCCUUACAUACUUGUUUCCAAUAAUACAAGACUUACUCAUGGGCUAACUCAAACAACUCAACUCAACUUUAUUAGAAAAAUAUUUGCAAAUACAUCACACGAAACCAUUCCGCAGGUAGCAUUAGCAAAUCCAGGCGGAACAGUCAGUCGUACUAGAGCGUUACAUUGAAAUAAUUAAUAUUAACUAAAUAAUACAAUAUUGCAGUGCUGUUCAAGGCACGUCCGACUUCUUCAAUCGCUAUAAUAUGUCCGGGGCCUUACCCUGUGUUGCGGCGCUACAUAUUUUUCGAGGCGUGUAUUUCCUUGAGUUUUGAAUAUUUGCGCUGGAUAUUUUUUGGGGCGUGUAUUUCCUUGCGUUUGGGUUGGUCCCUAUUUUGUUUGGAAGGUAGUUACUUUGGGUUUUGCUUGCAACUGUAAAGCCAGUUAUUGUAGACGAUUUUUUGAAAUAUCAAUUGCCCUUCUGUUAGGACUUGUUGGGGCUCCAGCAAAUGGACAAGGACAAGAAGCUGCAUUUUCUCACUGCAGAUGGCGAUCACUUGCAAUUUUCCGACGAAUUCUUCGACGAGCAGAUUUUGCCAUUUUUGAAGUGAAAAAAAAAAUCAGCCACAUCUCCAGAAAUUGGAUAGCGUAAAUGCUACCACCGUUUUUUAGUAUCGUAAAACCACAAAUGACUGAGUUCCCAAAGGGUUCAGUUUUGUGAUUGCCUCUUUUGAAAAUGGCUGACUGCUUUCUUUUAUAUUUCUGAGCUAUAGAACUUAAAUUACACAGCACUUCACUGAUUAACACUUUUUACGGGAAGGUGAUAAGGGAUGAUCACAAUGUUGAACAGACGUGUACCCUACCUGUUAAAGCUAAUCUUCAGACAAAGUCAAGUUACAGCUUGUAUAUGGGAGUUAGCUUUUAACUGACGAUCUUCCCCGUCCCCACUUUCCUGUACCUUCGCUCUAGUGAAGGACUAUUGCUCAAAACAUCAGCUUGUCAGUCUUUCAACUCUGUUGGUUAAAUCUAAUAUUUGUGUCUCCUUUCCUCGCUGACACAGCAUCACCGUCUCUGUCGAAACUGAGCCCUUCAUACCUAUGUGCACUUGAGAUUGCUUGCAUUAACCUUUUUGAAGCGAGGCAAACCUAGUUAAUAAGUACUUUGUCCGAGAAAGGGUGGUGGUCACUCUUGAGUAGCUGCCUUACCAAGGAAAUUCCCCCUCUUUUCACGACUUUCUUUAGAAGCAUAAAACUUCGAUUAUUGCAUGGCAAACUUAGUUGAUUAGUACUUUGCCCGAUGCGAGGGUUUUGGUUACUUUUGAAUUGCUGUGUUACCAACGAAAGCUCCCCCUCUUCUAUUGCAUAUAAGCUUGGUUGAUUACCAGUACGUCCGAGAAGAGGGUAGUGUUACCCUUAAAUAGAGGCACCCCCCACCCCCUUUACUUUGCAAAGCAAACUUAAUUGUUACUUUUCCCAAGAAGAGGGUAGGCGUAUCAUUAAGGAAGUUUGCCCCUUGCAUAGCGUGCUUAAUUGAUUAGCACUCUAUUUGGGAAGAUGGCAGGAAUUUUCUUGGGCUAUUCUUAAAUAGGGCGUUACCACGAGAACUUUCCCUUUUUCCUAUGUCUUGACCUCCCUGGUUACCUCCAUGUACGCUUUAUUCAGCAUUAUCUCAAGUACUCAUCCCUUUGGGAACAUUUAAAAUAGAGUGAAGUAGAGUUGGUUACAAGAGAUAUUAAUCAGAUAAUGAAUCGUAUAAAGAUAAAACUACACUUUAAUUUUAAUGGUGAAAUCAUUUUAGUGCAAUUACUGUCUGUUUAGCAGACAGUUUUUAAAGAUACGUACUAAACAGAUACUUAUAUUCAACGGUAUGCGAUAAAGGUCGUCAUUCUUUUUCAGUAGUACUAUUGACGGUUAAUUUUCGCUAUUUAGAUCCUUAUCAGAAUUUUAAACACUUUUAAAAUAAUUCAUUUUUCUAUUAAACGUUUUUCUUGCAAAUUUUACGCUGUUAGCUGGCUUAUGUAAUUUUGUUCCAUUUUAAACUGAUCAAUCUGCUAACGAAUACUGUUAGCAUUUAUGUAAUUUGCAAUGCUUGUAAACUAAAGCAGCAAAUUACUAGCCCUAGUCUGUUUUAUAGUGUUUUCCGCUAACGCGGACCACCAUGCUCCUCCUAAAUAUGAAAUGACUCCUGGGUUAAAACUUCCACGGUGUGAGAUGAAUAAAAACGUAACCUUGGGUUAGUUUUUAUCGCAAAUCAUCACUUUGAUUUUCAGAUCAGG